Molecule: messenger RNA, 4103 nt
Organism: Betta splendens (Siamese fighting fish)
Lineage: Eukaryota; Metazoa; Chordata; Actinopteri; Anabantiformes; Osphronemidae
Gene: dipk2ab
Product: divergent protein kinase domain 2Ab
Exons: 4
Coding region: 709-2013 (434 amino acids)
Source: RefSeq, a predicted model, not a curated record
UCGAAACAGAACCCAUUGUGGUGUUGAAGAGGAGUGAGCUGCUGUCUGAGAGAACACGAAGGGGGCGAUUACGUGGCCACAAAGGGAGCCGUGACCAGCGGACGCAUGUGGACGUGAGCGGCCGACACCGGCGCCGGGUUUCUUUGUGACGAGGACCGCGUCGUUCAGUCGGAGAGACCCGGUAUCUGAAGAGUUAAGACUAGACAUCCCAACUGUUUAUCCCCGCAGCUAGCUGGCUAGCUGGCUAAAAACCCAGGAGCUAAACACGGGGAGCCCGUGUGACUUUGCCUCGUAGAGGUCUUCGUCGAGCUUUGAAGAAGCUGCCCGUUUGCUCUCGAUACGCUCGGCCGCGAUUUCACUAGUACCCGUCGCGAGUAGACGCAACUUUGAAGAACGAAAUCAAGUGAUCGCUGGGCAUUUCGACCACGACGGAGCCCGGGGAGCGAGGAGGAAAAGUGUGCCAGGCCUGCUGGCUCGAGGUUGCAAACAAUCACCAAGAAAGGAGAACAUGAGUCACUGGCCUCUGCCAGAGAACAGCAUGGGGCCGCUGUGCCAGCCCUUCUCAUGCCUGCCGGUUUAGAAGCUACCCUGCUCCACCAUGACGGAGAGGCAUUGAGGUUGGCUCCCUGACCAUCAUCUCAAUACCUCUCCUCCUCCUCCCAGUCCCUCGAGACCCCCUCCCCCCCCCGACCCCAGCCCGUCCCCAUCAUGCUGCGCUUCUUGCCUCUCAAACUGGGCCGCCUGUAUCGCUGUCUGAAGCUCCUGCUGGUGCUGGGGUUGUUCGUCAUCCUGCUGAUGAACACUCACAACCUGUUCGCCUCCUUCCAGAAGAACGAGCUGACCGACAGGCGCUUCAUCAACCUCAACAAGUGUCCCGCCUGCUUCGGCACCAGCUGGUGCCGCAAGUUCAUGAACGGCCAGGUUUCCUUCGAGACCUGGGGCCGCCUGCGUUUCCUGGACGUGUUCAAUGUCAAGAAUGUUUACUUUGCUCAGUACGGCGAGCCCAGGGAGGGCACCCGGCGCGUGGUGCUCAAGCGGCUGGGCUCCAACCAGGAGUUGGCUGAGAUCGACCAGAAAAUCUGCAAGAGGGCCACGGGGAGGCCGCGGUGCGACCUCAUCCAGGCCAUGUACAAGACUGAAUUUGCAAGGAUCAACGGCGACGUCCGUCUGCUCACUCCAGAGGUGGUGGAGGGCUGGUCAGACCUGGUCCACUGCCCCUCACAGAGGCUGCUGGACCGCGUGGUCCGCAGGUAUGCCGAGACCAAAGACUCGGGCAGCUUCUUGCUCAAGAACCUCAAGGACACUGAAAGAAUGCAGCUGCUCAUGACCUUGGCAUUUAAUCCUGAACCACUUGUCCUACAGAGCUUUCCGUCGGACGAGGGCUGGCCGUUCGCCAAGUACCUGGGAGCGUGCGGGCGCGUGGUAGCUGUCAACUACGUGGGCGAGGAGCUGUGGAGCUUCUACAACGCGCCCUGGGAGAAGAGGGUGGACCUGGCGCGCCAGCUGAUGGACAUCGCCGAGCAGCUCACCAACAACGACUUUGAGUUCGCCCUCUACCUGCUCGACGUCAGCUUCGACAACUUCGCAGUCGGCCCGCGCGACGGCAAAGUCAUCGUGGUCGACGCCGAGAACGUCCUCGUGGCCGACAAGAGGCUGAUUAAGCAGAAUAAGCCGGAAAGCUACGACGUGUGGUACGAGAGCCGCUUCGAGGAGUGCGACAGAGAAGCCUGCCUGUCCUUCUCCAAGGACUCCCUCUGUUCCAGGGUCACUGUGGACCACAACUACUAUGCUAUCUGUCAGAACCUGCUGUCGAGGUACGCUACGUGGCGGGGCACCACUGGAGGGCUCCUCCACGACCCCCCGGCUCACAUAGCCAAAGAUGGACAACUGGAGGCCCUGUUGGACGAGUGCACCAGACCCAAAAAGAGAUACGGCCGCUUCCAGGCGGCCAAGGACCUGCGAGAAUACCUCACGCAGCUCGCCGCUGCUUCCUCCUCCGCUACAGCCAGGUAAUGAAUGGAGUUGGCGCUAGCCCGUCGCACUGAGAGACUGGAUCCGCUUUAUCACCGGACUCCUGAGAUCCUGGUUCUUGUACAUGAUGUCAUUCACCCCCUUUUAUGCACUGGAGCAGGAAGGCGAGAGCGAUCUUGCAUCAGGAAGUGUAAGAAUCGAACUUCAAAGGCGAUUUGUUAAAGCUGUAGCUUUUACCUGACUUUGCUCCUGUGCGGGUGGAGGAGUGUGACGCUACCAGAUUCUCGUUAGAAUCAGGAUAAAGAGGGGAUCGAGAUAACUUCUCCUCUCCCAGGGUGGCCAUGCUGCGCCAGGGAUGGAGGCGAGAAAGGGCUCCGGUGAACGCAUCCUUCACUGUAUCCAGGCCGACACAAGCAGAGUAACCGAGCAGCAGUGGCAGCAGCCCUGACCGCAACCAAUCCCGCUCCUCAGUCCUCAAUCCAUCAGAACUGUUGUGUUCUAUAACAUUGAAUCUUAACGCUGACUCUUUCAUUUUUAUCCCCAGGAUCUCCUCCUUUUUAAUUUAUUUUUUUUCCAGGGCUGAAUUUAAGUAGAUUGGUGCGUUUACAUUUCUGCUGUGCCAUGCUUUUUUAUUUCCCGUAGCAUGGCUGAAGAGAAGGUGUGGGGGGGUUGGUAGAAUGAUUUUUCUACUGUACGGCGGCAGGAGAAGGCUCAGUUACAGCAGGUAGGAAGCAAAAGGGCGAGAGGGUUGGACAGGGGAAAAAAAUCCCUCAUGGCUGUCGAAAUCUAAUUUCCUGCUCCUUCAAUCAAUCAUUCAAUUUCCAGGUUGAGGAUUGUGGCAAUCAUGUUUUUAGCUUUGAGUGUUUUAAUAGGAACCAGACCGAAACAGCUGCACAUAGGAAAUGGGAGGCGAUAAUUAGACAGCGGUCCCUUGAUGCAGAUGUGCCUAUACCAAAGAGGCCAUGUGUAAUAUUAAGCCCAAGCAGAGCAGCGUGACAGCAGCUUACCUGCGGUCUCCCCCACUAGAGGCGCCCAUAGGUAACAUGUAUAGAGUCCUCUGAGCUGCCAGGCCUGCAUACUGAUCUGUCCUUCAGUAAGAACCAUGUAUGCAAAGCCAAGCCUGAGCACUAAAUGUUCCAUGAAGCCCUCUGCUUAGUUAAUCUGCCCCCCCAUGUUUCUUAAACAGGGUAAGAAAGAUCUGGACAAAAGGGAAAGCAGAAGUGAAGCGAUUACGAAGAGGGAGAGAACACAAUAAAACUUGAUAGCAGCAGCCUCCAGAGCCGGAAUCGCUUUAAUCUUUCUUCUGUAAUUGAUAAAUGAAUCCUAUUGUCGGACGUCUCCCGCCGGUGUCGAGUGCACCGAGCUCAAUCACGUAAAGGUUAAAAAUAGGAAUCAAGAUGUUCCAAAUUACUUUUAGCUCCAGAACCAGAUUCUAGCCUGUUCUUUUAAAUAUUGCAGCCCAGAAAUCUUUGAAUAUUUAAAGACGCAGCGCUGCUCAGAGGUUGGGCUGAUUUUUACACUCGGUGGGAGAACAAAUUCAAGCAUAAUCACGAAUGUGGGCUGAUUCACCGAUGCAGCAUGAGACAUUAUACUUAAGUAAGCAUAAAAAAACAGGCCUCCCCCUCAGGCCCUUUUUAUGCUUUGUAGGUCAUAUGUCAUCAGACGCUAAAUGCCCAGUGGAGUGUUUGUAGCACGGUCAGUGGGCAGGCCAGUAAUCACGGAAAUAUGAACCACUCCAUCUGCUGGGAAACUACAACGCUCGGUAGUUGCUUUUUGUUAUUUUAUUAUCUUUUUUUUGUUGUUGUCAUUUGUUUUGUCUUUUUUCGAGACCCGAGGAGCUGAUUCGGCCCAUGUCAGUUAGGAAAAGCAAUAAAGAGAAGUCAGGCUGGUGGAUUUCCGCUUCGGAAGCCUGCCUUCCCUUGUUUCUGGAGACACCUGGAGAGAUUUUUACAUGUGUAACUAACUGUCAACUUUUGUACUGUAAUUUUUCUUUUUGAGUAUAAUAUCAGCAUUGUCUGAUUUUUCCUGUGCCUUUCAUUCAAAAGUUGUAUUUACAACUUUUAGUGGGUUUAAAUAUUAAAAUAAAUGAAGAUAUAUAUAUAUAUAAAUAUAUAUAUAGAUCUAUACACUUA